AUGCUGCGAGUGAGGUGUCUGAGAGGAGGGAGCAGGGGGGCCGAGGCUGCCCAUCUGAUCGGAGCCAUGGUGGGCCGUGCAGCAACUGCUUGGGUGCAACGGGCCUUCCAGAGCACCUCAAGUGCAGCAGCUGCUCAAACACAGCCGACGGUUGAUGACGACCAUGUUACUGAGCCCGCACGGCAGGAGUGUCCUGUUAGCAGCUACAAUGAAUGGGACCCUCUGGAGGAGGUCAUCGUGGGCCGCGCUGAAAACGCCCGCGUGCCUCCUUUCACCGUGGAAGUGAAAGCCAACACAUAUGAGAAGUACUGGUCCUUCUAUCAGAAGUAUGGGGGCCAACCUUUUCCUGAGGACCACUUAAAAAAAGCUGUUUCUGAGAUUGAAGAAAUGUGCAAUAUUCUCCGUCACGAGGGUGUGACCGUGAGGAGGCCAGAACCUAUCGACUGGUCCCUGGAAUACAAAACUCCGGACUUCAAAUCAUCAGGCAUGUAUGCCGCCAUGCCUCGAGAUAUCCUGAUGGUGGUGGGAAACGAGAUCAUCGAGGCGCCAAUGGCAUGGAGGGCUCGCUUCUUUGAGUACCGGGCAUACCGACCUUUGAUCAAGGAGUAUUUCAGAAAAGGUGCUAAAUGGACCACUGCUCCCAAGCCCACAAUGGCCGACGAGCUGUACGAUCAGGACUACCCCAUCCGCACGGUGGAGGACAGACACAAACUGGCCGCUCAGGGCAAAUUUGUGACCACCGAGCAUGAGCCCUGCUUCGAUGCUGCCGAUUUCAUUCGUGCUGGGAAGGACCUGUUUGUCCAGAGAAGUCAGGUUACGAACUAUAUGGGAAUCGAGUGGAUGCGUCGUCACCUUGCCCCAGACUACAAAAUCCACAUCAUCUCCUUCAAAGAUCCCAACCCAAUGCACAUUGAUGCUACUUUCAACAUCAUUGGACCAGGGCUUGUGCUGUCGAAUCCUGAUCGGCCAUGCCGCCAGAUCGAAAUGUUCGAAAAGGCUGGCUGGACUGUCGUGAAACCUCCAACACCGCUGAUACCAGAUGAUCACCCUCUCUGGAUGUCCUCCAAAUGGUUGUCCAUGAAUGUUUUGAUGCUGGAUGAGAAGCGCGUCAUGGUUGAUGCUAAUGAAUCCACCAUUCAGAAAAUGUUUGAGAACCUCGGUAUAAAGACCAUAAAGGUGAACAUUCGCCAUGCCAACUCACUGGGUGGUGGCUUCCACUGCUGGACUACUGACGUCCGCCGCCGUGGUACACUGCAGUCCUACUUUCACUAG
Molecule: messenger RNA, 1272 nt
Organism: Nerophis lumbriciformis (worm pipefish)
Lineage: Eukaryota; Metazoa; Chordata; Actinopteri; Syngnathiformes; Syngnathidae
Source: RefSeq, a predicted model, not a curated record